Mangifera indica (mango) is the source of this 1918-nucleotide messenger RNA. RefSeq names its product cytochrome P450 704C1-like. Bases 46 to 1608 code for a protein of 520 amino acids. The record is from RefSeq and is a predicted model, not a curated record. Gene Ontology annotation, molecular function: heme binding; monooxygenase activity; iron ion binding. The transcript is spliced from 6 exons. Lineage: Eukaryota; Viridiplantae; Streptophyta; Magnoliopsida; Sapindales; Anacardiaceae.
GAUUAAAUAAUAAAAAAACCUGAAUCGGAAGUCCGAAAAGCACAAAUGUCAAUGAUCAUGAGCGACCCGCAUGAAUUUUCCUCUUCCUUCAUCCCUCUUAUAGCAGCAGCUUUAGCUCUAAUCUCUGCCAUCCUUAUCCUCGGAACCCAUGUCAGAAAAUCGUCUCAGAAGACUAAAAAAUAUCACCCGUUCGGCAGCACUCACCUGAACAAAAUACUCCAUUAUAACACGCUACUUGACUUCAUCACCGAACUCUGUCGCAAAUAUAAAACUUACAGAUUGCGUUCUUUCUCCUCAUCUGAAAUUUUCACCGUUGAUCCUGCUGUUGUUGAACACAUCCUCAAAACAAACUUUCCAAACUAUGGCAAGGGAUUUUUCCAAAACGUUGUGAAAGAUCUACUGGGAGAUGGGAUCUUUGCUGUUGAUGGAGAGAAGUGGAAACAUCAAAGGAAAGUAUCAAGCUAUGAAUUCUCCACUAAGAUAGUGAGAGACUUUAGCAGUGUGGUCUUUAAAAACACUGCUGUAAAGCUUGUUCGAAUAAUUUCUGAAGCUUCUGCUGCAAACCCAUCGUUAGACAUGCAAGAUUUUUUAAUGAGAGCAACUUUAGACUCUGUGUUUAAAGUCAUAUUAGGUAUAGAUUUAGACGGUUUAUCUGGAACUUAUGAUGAAGGAGCUCGAUUCACUAAGGCUUUUGAUAAAGCAAAUGCCAUUACUUCUUUUCGAUUUGCUGAUUUGUUUUGGAAAAUUAAGCGGUUCCUGAACAUUGGAUCAGAGGCUGAAUUGAGGAAGAACAUCAAAGUGAUUGAUGAAUUUGUAUACAAAUUAAUUAAAAGCAAAAAGGAGCAACUCAAUAAUCCACAAAAUGAUUUAAAACCUGGGAAGAAAGAAGACAUUUUGUCAAGGUUUUUGGAGCUGGGAGAGACUGAUCCAAAAUACUUAAGGGACAUAGUUCUGAAUUUUGUAAUUGCCGGUAAAGACACCACGGCUAUCACUAUUUCUUGGUUUUUUUACUUGCUUUGUAAGCAUCCUGAGAUACAGGAAAAGAUUGCAAAGGAAAUAAUAGAAGCAACCCAAGUGAGUAGUGAUUCAAGCAUUGAGGAACUUGCAGCCAAAGUUAAUGAACAAACCCUUGACAAGAUGCAUUAUCUCCACGCAGCUUUGUCUGAGACACUCAGACUGUAUCCCCCAGUUCCUGUGGAUGGGAAGAGUGUAUUUUCCGAUGACACGCUGCCGGAUGGUUUCAGUGUGAAAAAAGGCGAUGUGGUUGCUUUUGUGCCUUAUGCGAUGGGCAGGAUGAAAGAUUUAUGGGGAAAUGAUGCAGAAGAAUUCCGACCAGAGAGAUGGCUCAAUGAAAAUGGCCAUUUCCGGCCGGAAAGCCCUUUCAUCUUCACGGCCUUCCAGGGGGGUCCGAGAAUCUGUAUAGGAAAGGAUUUUGCUUACAAGCAGAUGAAAAUUUUCUCUAUGAUCCUGAUUGGAAGCUACAGAUUUAAGCUCAGUGAUGAAAGUAAACCAGUCAAGUAUAAAACUGCACUCACUCUUCAUAUUGAUGGAGGACUCCAUCUGCGCGUCUUUCCCAGAUCCAGAAAUGAAGAAACGUUUAAUGCUUAAACAUCUUUAUCUUCCUACUGGCCUUGGCACCCGCCUAAAUUUAGGGCCAACAGGAACAUAUAUAACGCUGAUUAUCUUGCUGUGUUUGUGUGGUACUCUCUACGUUUCAUGUGCCUGGUUGAAAUUAUUAAAAAUUGGCAUUAUGCAACCUAAAUAAAACUUUUAUUAAAAUCUUUGAAUCGACUCUUUACGCAUCAAUGACCAUAAAUUUGUAGUAAAUUUGUAAUACUGAGUGGUAGAAUAGCAAUCGAGCUGACACGAAUAUUGUUAGGCCCCAGUUUCAUUUGAUAAAAUAGAUGUAAGGUUUGAG